AUGGGCGAAUGCAUCUACGAUAACCCACCUACAGCGACUUCGGGUAGGAGAAGUGAGACAACAUAUGCAGUUCGUAUCGCUAUGAGUGGUGAUCAACAUGGUAUGUCACUACCAACACCUGAGGAUCAAGUAUCCAAUGUAGGGACGCACCACGGUCAACUGUCAACCAUCGGUGGUUCAACGCCAAUCGCCACACCGCUGAGCCAAGCAUCAACACAUGAGAUGGAAGCUCUAAGAAAUAGAAUCAGACUGCUUGAAGGCCAGGUCUCACAUAACACCUCAUGCCCAGCACAAUCACUCAUCUCGACGCCCGCUUCAAACACAGAGACAUCUUCGUCGCAGUUGGGCGGAACAUUUCAUAUACAUAGCCAACUCCAGCCGGAUGGGGCGAUUCGGCUUCCUCGCGUCAUCUCUCACAAGACUCGCAUGUUUGGGCAAAGCCACUUUGUCACCGGAUUGCCGCUGCUAAGCGAUGUUAUGGAGAUGAUUGAUCAGGGAGUUAUUAAGAACACCGAUCUUAUCACCUGCAUGCAAAAGUGCAAGGUCGUUGCGAGGCGUAUUAAAGCGCAACGUGCACCAGAAUGGCCAACGCCAUUUGCUACUCAACUACUAGACAAGGCUCUCUCAGACGACCUUGUCGAGUGUUAUCUUGGCACCGUCGAGAAGAUUUACCGUAUACUGCAUAUUCCUACUUUCAAGAAGAAGUAUGACGCGCUCUGGACUUCCGAGAGCGAGCCCGAUCGGGAUUUUCUGGCCCAGCUUAAAUUAGUACACGCCUUGGGCGCGACAAUAUACGGAGACAAAUUCCCUCUACGAUCCUCCGCUAUUCGAUGGAUCUACGAAGUGCAGACUUGGAUCUCUGAGCCAGAAUUUAAGUCGAGACUUGGCAUUCAAUUCCUGCAAACCAAUAUCUUGCUUGUCCUCGCUCGAGAGAUUGUCGCCGUGGGUGGAGAAUCUCCCUGGAUUGCCUUCGGUUCCCUACUCCGAACUGCCGUAUCGAUGGGUCUGCAUCGGGAUCCGACGCUUCUGUCAACAACUACCACUUUCCCUACUGAGAUGCGCCGGCGACUGUGGAGUACCAUACUUGAGCUUUGUCUCCAAUCGAGUUUGUCCACUGGAGGACCACCGAUGAUCUCAAUAGGAGACUUUGAUACUGAACCCCCGGGGAACUUUGACGAUGACCAAAUCAUGGCUGAAAAGGGUACUCCAAGACCUGAGAACAUUUUCACACAGAUGUCGACGUCGCGAGCACUACGGAAGACAUUCUCCACUCGACUCAAAGUCGCCCAGUUACUGAACGACCUCCGAACGGGCGACUCCUACAAAGAUACUCUGAGCCUUGACGCUGAAUUGAAGGCUUCCUAUAAAGAGGCUAUCCGGAUAUUACAAGCAACCAAAAAGACUGAAACAUCAUCCACCAGGUUUGAGCUGAGCGCAGUGGAUUUUAUCAUGCGUCGCUAUCUCUGCGCGCUACACUUUCCCUUUUUCGCAUUGUCGCUACAGGAUCCUCGCUACGCAUUUUCCCGAAAGAUGACAUUCGAGACCGCCUUCAAGAUGUGGUCUGCAGUUUCUCCAACACCAACUGUCAACUCAAGUGAUCCAACAGACGCUACCGAAUUCUCGCGAUUUGUCACAUACAGUGCUGGAAUGUUCCGAACAGCUGCUUGGCAGGCGAAUUUAAUCUUAGUAUGCGAGCUAAGAAACCAGAUCCAAGAAGAUGACAGCUUAUCCCCGCCGACAAUACGUUCUGACUUGAUGGGUGUGAUGGAGGAUGCCAGGGCCUGGAAUCUCCAGUGCAUUGAGGCCGGGGAGACUAGUGUCAAGGGAGUUCUUACACUCAGCAUUGUCCUAGGGCAUAUCAAGAGUAUCAUGCAAAAUGCUUCGAAAGAAGAAACAGCUCAAGGGGUGAUCAAGGCCGGUGAAGAGGCCGAGAAUGAGGCUUUGGUGAUUUUGGAGUCGAUUCUGGCCCAGUUGGAGCCCCAAAGCGCUGAACAGGACUCUUUGGAUCAGGCAUUCGACUUUACAGGCGAUUGGGAUAUGACGAUAGCUGAUGAUAUUUUUAAUGACGGGGCUUUCGAUCUUCUGGAAUGGAUCUUUUAA
Messenger RNA from Fusarium sp. VM40, 2100 nucleotides. The record is from the annotation of a GenBank genome assembly. NCBI's taxonomy places the organism in Eukaryota, Fungi, Ascomycota, Sordariomycetes, Hypocreales, Nectriaceae.